Daphnia pulicaria is the source of this 780-nucleotide messenger RNA. RefSeq lists its product as uncharacterized. The coding region runs from base 271 to 618 and encodes 115 amino acids. The record is from RefSeq and is a predicted model, not a curated record. The transcript is spliced from 2 exons. Lineage: Eukaryota; Metazoa; Arthropoda; Branchiopoda; Diplostraca; Daphniidae.
GCACUCGAAGGUCACGGAGAUCAUUACGUUAAACGUGUCAUACGACGGCGGAGAGGUUGGGUGAGGACGACACGUGUUACAUCAUUAUCAAGUAAGUAAAAAAGCCGCAAGGCUUAAGAUGUGUAUUAGGAUGAGAAAAAAAUCGUAUAAAAGGAGAGAGAAAAGGCGACAGAUAUUAGUCGAGGGAGCACCUCCGACACGGCAACAACCGUAGCGCACUGUCUGUCAUCAACUGCCUCCUUCAUCUCAUCGUGCAACCAAUUCGCAAUCAUGGUAAACUAUGGUGUCGUGCUGCUGAUGAUUGGUGUCCUCAAAUACUACACCGCCAAGGCUCCAGAAUAUUCCACUUCAACUUAUACUGCCCCGAGUAUCUACACAGUGGCUCCCGCUACACAACUAUGUGUUCUACCCCAACCGACUAUACCGAGACUUCCAAGUAUUAAACUCUGCUUCAGUUACUACACUGAUGAUCCAACUUACUACACCACGAAAACGUCUGAAUACUACACCGAAGCGCCUAAAUACUACUCUUCCCCGGGCGACACAUCCAUAACUGAGGCGACGGAGUUUUUCGUAGCCCCCAAUCACUACACAGCUGCUCUUUCGUACUACAUUUAACUAAAAUACUACACCGAGACUCAAGUUUAUUACACCACAACCUACGCUACAUCGAACUACUACACCGAAGCCCCGAAGUACUACACCGAGAAGGUCGAAUAUUACACGACCACUUACGCUGCUCAAGUUUACUACACCGAGGAACCCAAGUAUUCUUCAAGC